AUGGGGGCCCUCGAUGCCCUGAACCCUUUGAAGGUGGCGAAGCGCCGGUCGUCAAAUAAUUACUCCGCGCUACCCUUUCAUGAAUCGUCACGGGCGAGAGACUCGAUUGACUCGGAGAAACAAAACAUUAUUGAUCAUGACUAUGAAGUCUCGAGCGACGACUAUGAUUCUUCGUUGCCCAUCUCUCCCGUUACAAGUUCUUCCAGAGAAACUUCUGGGUCAUAUGACUCGACCCAACCGAUGAUAAGGAGGAGGACAAUCUUGCGGACACGCCAACGAUGUUUUGCAUAUCGAGUACCUCAGAGAAUCAUACGAUACCUGUGCUUCUUGGUUAUGCUGGGAGUGCUUGCAUUCAUAGGCUUCUUAAUCGCUAUGAGCAUUAUAGACUCAAAGAAGCUGGAGGAUAUGGGGAACCAACGACCGGAAGGAGCUAAACAAUGGGAGUCGUUUCCGUUCUCGGACCGAUAUUAUGGCGGCAUCAAGGCAUUGGUGUCACUGGCGAAGAACAAGCCCGAAUAUCCCAGGGACCCUGAGGAUGAGACGGAAUUGUUGAACAUCACAGAAGUUAUGUCGUCCAAUCUGGGCAUUCCUUCCAGCAAACCAUACAACCCGUAUCCGGACUACAACUCGAGCGCGUACCUGCAAGAGUACGUGCCAGUAAAGGAAUGCUUCCUUGACGCCAAGACCAGUGCCAGGAUCCCGCCUCUACGCUACUACGAGGGGAGGCCGGCUGGGUUUGCUGACCAUAUCAUGGGGUCAUAUGAUAUGAUGGGCUUGCCUGAUGAUAUCUGUUUUGACAGAUACGGCAGACUUGGCCCAUACGGUCACGGCUACUCGCUGCGAAAAGGCGGACUGGCAAGUGGUAUGCACGGCGAUAUGGAUGGGGCAGAUCAAGUCUGGAGUGAAUUUCCACAGUAUGAUUUCACAAAUGUUGACUGGGCCGAGGCACAACUACGGUGCUCUAUCUCCAACGUCAAACGCUUCAGAUCAGGCGCUGGCGGUGUCACCAAGAAAAACAGAAGGGGAGAGAUUGCUGCCAACGUUAUUGUUCCUGCCACCACCACAACUUCCGCGGAUUCUACUUCUGCUACGGCCACUCAGCCUCAUGGAAUUGGAGCAAAGCUCGUCCAUAGAACUGCAGUUGUCAUACGCACGUGGGACGAAUUUAUCUACCGCGAAGAAGACAUCCUGUGGCUCCGCGGUCUCAUUACUGAGCUGUCAUUGGGCUCUGGUGGCGAGUAUGAUAUCCACCUUCUCGUGCAAGUCAAGGAUGAAUCGAUCCCAGUCUUUGCGGAUGAAGAAACCUAUGAGAAACAUCUCAGAGAGCGCGUCCCUGCAGAGUUCCAAGGCAUCGCAACACUGUGGUCCGAGACCCAGAUGGUGAUGCUGUACAACGGCGUGGAAGAGACGAACUUCCGCAACCUGCCGAUUCAUGGCGUAUACCGUGGCCUAAUUCAAGCUCUCCAGUGGUUCGCCCAGAAACACCCCGAGUACGACUUCUUCUGGCAAUGGGAGAUGGAUGUGCGCUACACUGGGCAUUGGUACAACCUCUUUCAGAAGAUGGAUACCUGGACGAAGGCACAACCCCGCAAGUUCCUCUGGGAGCGCAACAGCCGCUUUUACAUCCCCGCCGUGCACGGCAGCUGGGAAGACUUCAGCCACAUGGUACGCGUGCAGACCGAGUCUGGCACCGACUCCCCCGGUAACAUCUGGUCCGGCCUAAACGAGGACGGCCAAUCCGUCAACAACGGCCCCAAAGGCGACAAACCCAUCUGGGGCCCCGAGCGCCCCCAGCACGCCGAGGACUGGUUCGAGACUGAAAACGACCCCGUUCCCCCCCGCCUCUUAAAAGACGACAAGUACGAAUGGGGCGUCGGCGAAGACGCCGACCUCAUCACCCUCAACCCCCUCUUCGACCCGGACUACACGACCUGGCUCCUCGCCGAGGACGUGACGGGGUACAACCGCACCAACGGCCCCCCCCCCGCCGCGCCUCCAUCGUCACCGCCAGCCGCCUCUCCCGCCGCCUCCUCAACACCAUGCAUCGCGAGACGGCGAUCAAGAAGCACCACGCCUUCCCAGAGAUGUGGCCCGCGCAGGUGGCGCUCAACCACGGCUACAAGGCCGUGUACGCGCCGCACCCGAUGUUUGUGGAUCGCGUGUGGCCGCUGCCGUACCUGGGAGCCACGAUGA
Molecule: messenger RNA, 2193 nt
Organism: Pseudogymnoascus destructans
Lineage: Eukaryota; Fungi; Ascomycota; Leotiomycetes; Thelebolales; Thelebolaceae
Exons: 1
Coding region: 1-2193 (730 amino acids)
Source: RefSeq, a predicted model, not a curated record